Molecule: messenger RNA, 507 nt
Organism: Ostertagia ostertagi
Lineage: Eukaryota; Metazoa; Nematoda; Chromadorea; Rhabditida; Trichostrongylidae
Source: the annotation of a GenBank genome assembly
AUGGAUAUGAAUCCCAUCAACGGUAGGCCGUACAGUGAGAAGUAUUGGCAGAUCCUAGAGAAGCGUCGCCAGCUUCCAAUUUUUGAGCACAAGGAGACGUUCAUGAAAAUGCUCAACGAUAACCAAUGUGUACUUGUUGUCGGAGAUCGUGGUACCGGGAAGUCCACACAGAUACCGCAGUGGUGCGUCGAUUACAUCCGCCAGAAGCCGGCCACAGGCCAACGAAGACUCGUAGCGUGUACUCAGCCGAGAAGGAUGGCCGCUAUGACCAUCGCGGCACGUGUUGCAGAUGAAAUGGAUGUCCAGUUGGGUCAGGAAGUCGGCUAUUCCAUUCGUUUCGAAGACUGCAUCAGUGACAAAACUGUACUGAAAUAUUGUACCGAUGGAGCUUUAUUACGUGAGGCAGUGAGGUGCCCAUCUUUGGAUGAGUAUGGUAUUGUGAUUCUUGACGAGGUUGACGAAAGAACGUUAUGCACGGAUGCACUCAUGGGAUUACUAAAGGAUUGA